GAGUCGGUUCAGCUGGAUUUGUCAGAUCGGUUUUGACUCGGGUUUAAUCGAGAAAUAGGAAUUGGAGAUGCACGAGUUGGUUCAUCAAGCCGCCUUCAUAUCCGCGGGGUAAUGUAGCGGCCUAUCGAGCAAUAUAUGCAUAGGUGGGACGACGCACGCAUGCAGCUCGAUUCCGUUGACCUGACCCCUGCAAAAGGACACGAGGUCCCUUCCCAGUCCUUCUCCAUCCUCACUUCUUGCGGCCAUUAUCUUGCUCUCUCCGAUCCACGACGGCAGCAGUAGUGCUGAUGGCUAAUGCGCACUGAAGCUCCCUCCAUCUGCAAAAGCCAAGAUAAGCAUGGCAACUCCUUUUCCAUCAGCAACUCUCUAUAAAUCGAUCCUUCUCAUGGCUUCAACACAUCAAGCAGUGGAGAGAAAGAGAUAGAUACAUAUAAUAGCGAGAGAGAGAUGAAGGGUUGUGAGAGUGUUAGCAACGUCGUUCCUUCCUUGAUCACAGCUUUGGUGGUGCUGUGGCUGAGCAUGGGGGUUUGCAGAUCACAGCUGAGCACGAAUUUCUACGCAAACAGUUGCCCCGCCGUGUUCAGGGUGGUCCGCCGCCAGCUUUUUAGUGCUCUCAGGAACGACACCAGGAUGGCAGCUUCACUGCUGAGGCUCCACUUCCAUGAUUGCUUUGUGAACGGAUGUGAUGGUUCAGUUCUUCUUGAUGGGAGUGACAGCGAGAAGCUUGCCCUUCCCAAUCGGAACUCUGCGAGGGGUUUUGAUGUCAUCGACACCAUAAAGACUGCAGUGGAGAACACAUGCAAUGCAACUGUGUCUUGUGCAGAUAUACUUACUAUAGCAGCUAGAGACUCGGUGUAUUUGAGUGGAGGGCCUUAUUGGAACGUUCUUCUGGGAAGAAGGGAUGGGUUGGUAGCGAACCAGACUGGAGCUGAUGACCUUCCUUCUCCCUUCGACUCCAUCGACACCAUCAUCGACAAGUUUGUUGCUGUUGGUCUCAACACCACCGACGUGGUCUCUUUAUCAGGCGGCCACACGAUCGGCCGAGCUCGAUGCGUGACCUUCAGCGGCCGCUUGUAUGACUUCUCCGAGGACUCCUCCGUGGACCCAACGCUGGACCCGAGCAUGGCGACGGAGCUGCAAACCCUCUGCCCACAGAGCGGCGGCGACGGGAACGCGACCGCGACCGCCCCCCUCGACCGCAACUCCAACUACGCCUUCGACAACCACUACUUCAAGAACCUGGUGGAGCAGAAGGGCCUGCUGUCGUCCGACCAGGGUCUCUUCUCGAGCGACGAGGGCCAGGCGGCGACGAAGGCGCUCGUGCAGGCGUACAGCAACAGCAGCAUCCUCUUCUUCAGGGACUUCGUCAACUCCAUGAUCAAGAUGGGGAACAUAAGCCCCCUCACCUCCUCUGCCGGAGAGAUCCGUCGGAACUGCAGGGUUGUCAACUAGUCAUUCGUAGAGCAAGAUGACAAGCUUCUUACUAUAUAUAUAUAUAUAUAUAUAUGGGGCUGUGAUUUAUAAUCUCGAAGACAAAGUUAUGCAUGAUUGAAGUAAUGAAGACCAUCCUUUCAUCUCA
Molecule: messenger RNA, 1579 nt
Organism: Musa acuminata AAA Group (dessert banana)
Lineage: Eukaryota; Viridiplantae; Streptophyta; Magnoliopsida; Zingiberales; Musaceae
Product: peroxidase N-like
Exons: 5
Coding region: 448-1452 (334 amino acids)
Biological process (GO): response to oxidative stress; hydrogen peroxide catabolic process
Molecular function (GO): heme binding; peroxidase activity
Source: RefSeq, a predicted model, not a curated record